This is a messenger RNA of Parathielavia appendiculata, 1185 nucleotides long. RefSeq names its product YVTN repeat-like/Quino protein amine dehydrogenase. Bases 1 to 1185 code for a protein of 394 amino acids. The transcript has a single exon. The record is from RefSeq and is a predicted model, not a curated record. Gene Ontology annotation, molecular function: protein binding. NCBI's taxonomy places the organism in Eukaryota, Fungi, Ascomycota, Sordariomycetes, Sordariales, Chaetomiaceae.
AUGGCCGACCUGCCGGCGCGCUUCACGACCGACCUCGAGGACAGCCUCAACAUCUCGAUUUCGGCGGCCGACAACAUGGUUGACCAACCCAGCACCUACAACAACAACCGCCGAUGGGACGACCCGCCCGAGGAAGAGCCAACCGUUGCGCCGGACACCAACACCACGCUGAUCCUCGUCAACACCUUCGCCAUGCGCUCGCCCUACUACGCUAGCGAGAUCAUGCACCUCUCCUUCACGCCGUCCGGCGCGCACCUUGUCGCGGCCGUGCCAAAGGGAGAAAACAAGUACAGUCUCAAUCCUGAGGGCCCAUUUGCCCUGGCCGUGUGGUCGGCCGAGACGGGUGCGGCGCUGUCUUGGAACAAGGCGCAGGUUGGGCGAGGUUUCGCGGUCAUGCCGGUGACGGGGCCCGGGGUCAUGGUGGCGUGCCCGUCUCUGACCAUUUACACGCAGCAUGUUGAUUUCAAUAUGUGGGCGAAGUUGGAGGUGUGGGACUGUCGCGACGCGGGGAAGAACCAGCGGCUGCUCAAGCAGGACCACGUUCCGAUCCGGGCGCCCGUGGCGUGGAGUCCGGACGGGACGGUGCUGGUGGGCGUGUCGAUCAGGGAGCCCAGCCGGAUGCUUGUGGUGCGGAUGCAGGGCAGGUACAAGGGAAUGGAGGCCACGGUGGGGAGGGUAUUGAUGGGCCAUGGGGAGGAGGUGACACAGCUGGCUUUCUUGCCGCCUUGGGAAGGGGACGGGAGGGCGCUGGUGAGCGCGGGGACAGAUGGGUAUGUCAGGGUGACGAGUGUCGAGUCUGGGAGGACGCUGAAGAAGAUCGAGAUCGGGAUGAGGGCACGCGCGAGCAUACUAAGGGUGUCGCCGGAUGGGAAGCUGGUAGUGACGGUGUGGGGGAGGGAGGUGGUGCUGUGGUAUUUGGACUCGGGGCGGGUGCACCAUUACAACAUGAACGCGCUGCGGCAGAGCGAAGGGUGGCCGCUCUGUGUGUCGCCGGAUUGCCGGUACCUGGCGUGCCGGACCGAGGAAGGGUUCGACGUUAGCGACGUGGCGACGGGCAAGUUCAGGGGCGAGUAUGCGUGGACAGGCAACCCCAUCACGUCGGCGGCGUUCAACGGCGAGGGGACUCGACUGGCGGUUGGGGAUUACCGAGGGGUGGUUCAGAUGUUUGACAUUGUAACGCCCUGA